Siniperca chuatsi (mandarin fish) is the source of this 8109-nucleotide messenger RNA. RefSeq names its product RUN and SH3 domain containing 2 (gene rusc2). The transcript is spliced from 13 exons. The record is from RefSeq and is a predicted model, not a curated record. Gene Ontology annotation, cellular component: cytoplasmic vesicle. Gene Ontology annotation, molecular function: protein binding. Bases 415 to 5472 code for a protein of 1685 amino acids. NCBI's taxonomy places the organism in Eukaryota, Metazoa, Chordata, Actinopteri, Centrarchiformes, Sinipercidae.
CCCACCCAGCGUUAGAUAAUCCGGUCUGGGACCGAGCUGUGACCUCAGGCUGACGUGACGCUCCGGCCCGGCCCAGCCCAUCCUGCGAUGCGCCGCCGCUGUCUGCCCUGCAGUCUCGAGAAAACAAUAUUCCCACGCGUCGAGGACUAGCAGCCUACCAGCGCGGUUAUCUACAGCUGUAGAUGCUUUGUAUCCAAAACAGACCUACUGCCGACCAACUGCGGCAAGAUGUACCACUCUGACCACGGUGUUGACUUCCCCGACCUCUCCUUCCAAAUCCCUGGCAGCCCUGCAGAGCUAGGCCCAGCAAACAGAGUGUGAACACAACCCUCAACACACCACACAUCUACUUCCCCCCCUUCACCCACACCGGGCCUCCCUCUGCUCCAGUCCCACCCUCCCUCCUCCUGGACCAUGGACAGCCCUCCUAAGUUGUCAGGCGAGACCCUGAUCGUGCAUCAUAUCCCCCUGGUGCACUGCCAGGUAUCAGGAGGGCGGCAGGGAGGCUGCGGGGGCUCGCUUAAGAGGAGCAACCCGUUUAGCCCACCAGAGAACCUGGGCUUGAGUCGAACCACUUCCCUUCCUGAGAGAGACGUCCUUCAGAGAGAGGCUCUGCUCUACAGCAGCCUGAUCCAGACUUCCAGUGGCUCCUGCUCCUCCCACAACGGAGGAAGAGAGAGGAAGGGUGGUGGGAAAGGAGGCAGCACAGCAAGUGAUGAUUCAUCGUUUACCUCGAGCAAUUCAGAGGACCAGCUGAUUACAGCUCAUACAUUACCCAGAGCCAAACCAAGGAACAGAAAUCCGUUGCGUCAUAAUCCAUUCCUGCUGAAUACCGAAGAUGACGAGGAUGAAGAAGAAGAGGAGGAGGAGGAGGAGGAUGGUGACAACCUCAGUGGUUACCUUGAAGACUCCUCUUUUCACCUCCACAGUGACACUAACUCGGCCCUCGAUGACAGGAUGGCUUCUUUCCAAUUACACGACCUUGGCUUUGCUUCUGAGCCCUUUCUUUUGCACAGCUCAGUGGGUGGAAGCAGUCGGGAGUCCCUGAGGGGCGUAGCCUCGGAUCUCUCUAACCACCUGGAGGACCUGGACAUUAUAGGACUCGACAGCCAGCGGCGCCAUGGCAGCAGUGGUUCCAACAUGUCCAUGGAUUGCGGAGAGCAAGACUGGGGUGAUGAGGAUGAAGAUGAUUAUCAUCCUAUGAGGUGUGGGCGAAGCAGCAAGACAGGUUCGUACUCCUCCAGCUCCUCCACACAGCAUUGCUCCUGCUGUGCACUCUCCCAGAACUACCCUCAGCACUUCCCCGAAGCCUUCUUGGAGCCUUUCUCAGAGUGCCAGCAAGGCUACGGCAGCGACUCCUCUUGCAACAGCUCGGAUGGCGUGCUCGUAAACUUCAGCGCUAUUUACAACAAGAUGAACAACGCCAUCCCGGAGAAGGCGCCUGUCUCUGGGCACACCAACCUCAACAGCUCCACUGACCACUCCUGCACCUCGUCUGUUUCUGAUCCACCAGGAAACCAGCGAGACUCAACCAGAGGUGCUUUCUAUUUGGACCUUCACAUCUCCCCCACUGAACCUCCACUGUCACAGCAACAACCCUCCUGCCUUGGCAGCACCUUCCCACUCAUCCGUGAACCGCACCUGUCCACCUCAUCCACCUGCUCCUGCGCCGUGGAGCACCAGGGGGCUCUUGACCUAGACGCCAACUGCAACUCCUACCACCCUCCACAUUCUGGGUCGUCCGGAGACUUCGCGUCUUGUCUGCAGAGUGAGGCGCGUCUUGUUGUUGCCACCCAGAACUACUACAAGCUGGUCACCUGUGACCUUUCGUCCCAGUCGUCCCCGAGUCCUGCAGGCUCCUCGGUCAAUAGCUGCUCUGACGAACACAGCAAGGGCAGCCCCACCCCAACCCAGCCUAGCGAGUACUUCCUGUUCAGGCAGCAAGCUGAUGAGGGGGGCGUGUACGAAGAAGAUGAAGAUAGAGAGUCACCUAGGAGAGAUGAUAAUGACAAUGAUGAUGAAGAGGACGAGGAGGACGAGAAGAAGAAUCUGCAAGCAGCUAGUGGAGCAGAAGCUGCUCCUGCCGUGAUUGAAGGCCAGGUGUACGUCAACAUCUCCCCUCCUUUGGUUGGCCGGGGUGUUAUCGGAGGUGGAGCCUCCUCGGGAAACCGUCCCCGUUCUCGCAGCUACGACCGCAACCUGGACAAGUCUCCAUCUCCUCGGCUUGGAUCUCUGGAGCGUAUGUUGAGCUGCCCCGUCCGGCUCAGCGAGGGCACCGCCCCGACCCCGCCUCCUCCUCCACGAGUCACCUCCUUCGCAGAGAUCGCGAGAAGCAAGCGGCGAAACGGAGGUACAGGGGGCUCGCCAUCGCUGAAGACAGCUGCAGACCCUUUCUCCUCCACUUACUCCACCCACUCCCAAUCCUCGGUGGAUUUCUCUCCGAUCCUAGAGCAGCAUGUGGAGGUUGACAGUCACAGCCUGUCACCUGUACCCUUUACCAGAUGUUACAGUCAAGGCAGCAUUGAGCGACACCUGGAGGGGGCAAGGGAGACCAGAGCCAAGGCUGAAGGUGGUCUCUCGAGUUCCUCAGACAGCCACCCGGCGGUGGUCCGCUAUAGAAAGGACCAGCGGCCCACCACCCUCCCCAUUCAGCCCUUCACCUUCCACCACCAGUUCGCCUCCAAACCCCCACAGCCCAAGCCUCUGCUGCCCCUGCUCACAGGCUACGUCUCUGGGAUGCAGGCCCGCUCCGGCUCUGGUUCUGACUCUGGAGGUCCGGUGGGGGAGGACAGUGAAGAUGCAGCUGAAAAUGUGCACAGGUACCAGGGGACUCUGGCUGCAGCAGCCCCUCCUCCUGGCUCAGUUCGUCCUUCGCCACUUGGGAGCUACUCCCCGGUUCGGCUCCAGGGGGCGGCCAGCUCUGGGACCUGCUCCACCUGCACCCCAAGCCCACACAGCCUCUCCUGCCCGCUUUCAGCAGGCCAUGGCCCCCUGCACACCCCACCGAAAGGAAAGCAGGGAGGGGGUUCAGUGCCAUUACCGUCUACCCCUCCACCUCCAUCCCUGGGGGUGAAGAGAGGAACGGUGCCGCCAAUGCUGCCGGCGGUGCAGGGACACUGUUUCCAUCGUGGAGCUCUUGCCAGUUUACCAGCACUCCACAGUGACACACUGAGCCCGCUGGGCUGUCUGGACUCUGGAAAUCACAUGGAGGGAAGCAAAGGACCUGGAGCCAGGACACACAAUGCACACCACCUCUCUCCCCAGGCUCUCAAAUGGAGGGAGUACCGUCGUCAAAACCCUCUGGGAGUGGAGAGGGUCUCAGGAUCAGGCCCCCACUCGGGUAACCUGGAGCCCCGAAGGGGCGGGGGACCACGACCUGCCAGACGGAACGUGUUCGAUUUCCCUUCAGCCCUAUCUGGCCACACUCUUGGACGGUUAAAUGUGGGCCAAUCAGCUAAGCUGCAGCACAGCUACAGCGACUUCCUGCCAGACUACUUCUCCCUGACCGAGAAGCCCCCGGAGGAGUUUUGCCUCUCCCCCGACGCUUCAACUUCCUCCUCCAUCUGCUCUUCCUCACAGUCCCACAUCUCUGUGGACCUGACACAGAAGAGAGGUUUGGUGAAAGCCGUGAACACAGCAGUGGAUCUGAUUGUGGCACACUUCGGCACCAGUCGAGACCCAGAUGUAAAGGCUAAACUGGGCAACAGCUGGGUGAGUCCCAACGUGGGUCACCUCAUUCUGAAGUACCUGUGCCCGGCCCUGCAUGAGGUGCUGCAGGACGGUCUGAAGGCCUACGUACUGGACCUGAUCAUCGGACAGCGGCGUUGUCAGCCCUGGAGCCUGGUGGAGGCCUCCACACAGCUGGGCCCGUCCACACGUGUUCUCCACAGCCUGUUCUCAAAGGUGAGCCAGUACUCUGAGCUCACAAGCCACAGCAUGAGACUCAACGCCUUCAUCUUUGGCCUGCUCAACUUAAAAUCUUUGGAAUUCUGGUUCAAUCACCUCUACACACAUGAAGAUAUUAUAGCAGCACACUACAACCCGUGGGGUUUCCUUCCCCUGUCGCAGGGGGCAUGUCAGCCACUCUUUGAGGAGCUCCUCCUCCUGCUGCAGCCACUGUCGCUCCUCCCCUUUGACCUGGACCUACUGUUUGAACCACAUCUCCUCCAAAAGGGCCAGGAGCAUCUCCGCCGCAAGGAGCAGCUGUGCUCUGCAGGCCAGAGUGUCGACCAAUCAACUCGGUCCACCUUCCAGCUCAUGAGAGGAUGGAGCACCACUGUAAGCGAAAUGGUCAGAGACUCAAGUGCAGAGGUGAAGAGAGAGAGGGCGGUGCUGAGACGAGAGGGAACAUGGCCGAGGAUGCAAGGGGUCGGGUCGAGGAGAGAGGGAGCAGGAGUGAAUUCAAGGUUGAGGAAAGAGGGGGCAACAACUGAGAGCAUGACAGCCGGGCCUGUUAGCAGACCGAUAAUGAUGGAAGUAGGGUUUGCCAAUCUCUGGAAGGAGAGGAGCAUGGGGGGGCAGAGAGUGAAAGGCGUAGGACAAGAGAGCCAAGGAGAAGGUGACGAUGGACAGGAGAAGGACAGGAGGAAGGAAAAGGAUAUGGCAGACGAGGGGCGUCAGCGGCAAGAUAGACAGGCAGGCUGGUGGUACCAGCUUAUGCAGUCCUCCCAGGUAUAUAUCGACCAAUCCACUGAGAGGUCAAAGUUUGUAAAGACUGAGAAGAGGAAGAGGUCGUCAGAGAGACGACAUGGCCAGCUACCCCCCACCAGAGAGGGAGUGGUGGAGGGGGCAGAGUCAAGCCAAGAAGGGGAGGGGCAUAGAAGCAGGAAAAGCAGCAGUAGCUCUAGUGGAGAGUCAGCUGGAUCCAGGGGAAGGCCUUCGUGGAUGGGCAGCCCGCCAGAGUCUGUUGUCAACCAGGAGAAGGAGACCAAACCUCUGAAGGUUAUAGGGACUGGAGCCCAAGCUGCAGCCCAAGAGGAAAGCCCCUCUCAGGGACAGAGUCUGCGCUGGGGCAGGCUCUUUGGAUCUAGUGUUGGUUCUCCUUCGAGGGUGGAGGGGGCUGAACAGAACAGGGCAAAAGCUCAAACAACCAGGCCACCCUCAGGUUGGCUUUCUCUGGAUAGAUCUGUUCUUGACCUUGUAGCUCAGACUAUUGGAGCAGGGAGUGGGAAGAAGGCAGAGCCUCCAGCCACACCCACUCACACCCAAACCACACCUCCACUAAGGUCAACCCAACCAACUGAAGCCAAGAAACAGUCUCCGUGUGAAGUACGAGCAUUGUGCCACCACAUAGCCACCGAGCCUGGCCAGCUGAGUUUCAACAAGGGCGAUAUCCUGCGGGUCCUGAGCAAGGCUGAUCCAGACUGGCUGCUCUGCUCCCUGGGCUCCACGCAGGGCUUGGUUCCCAUCGUCUAUGUUACCCUCAAAAGCAUGGAGAACAGCCAGGAUGCCACUAGACUCGGGCGGUGCUGAGCCAAAACUGCCGCAGGAAGAAUUAAUGCACGAUGAAGGCAAACCGCUUUGGAGACAGAGGGUAUCCCUGCCACAUACCUACUGAAAACAGAAAACCUGUUUAUGGCUGCUGUUUGAGAUAACUGUACACUGGGGAUGAUACCCGAAAAAAACAUUGUAGAAAAUACGAAGAUUAUGAAGACGAUGUACAGACACAUGCAAGGGCAGCAUGCAGGCUCCAACACAAACUCACAUCCACCUCAUGGGUACAUCCAGACAAGUAUGCAUGCAUACAUCCAAAAACCAAGAGACCAGACAAGAAACAAACCCAAAGACACCCCAACACACGCUUCUUUGUCUGCGUGCAGCUGUGCUACUAGCUUAAUUAUGUGACAGUCCAGUCUAUACAGUAUAUCAUCCAUCUCUACUUUCCACAAAACAAGGAGGGGCUACUCACAGAUGGAAAACUUCACAAUAUGAUAUAUACCAUGCCUAGCUGCACUUUGCUGUACUGUCAGUACGUUCACCUAGCUGUGCCACACUUUGAACACAGUGCUCAGUUAUUGCCCUCAGUCUAACGCCGGGUCGGUUUGAUGUCCUGUUGCUUACUUGAUGCCGAUUGAUCGUUUUAAUUAUAUAUAGAAAUAGAAACCAGUGAAUCCUUUCUUUUUUGGUAAGAUUUAAGGUGGUUGAUGUAAAAGCAAAAAUUGUCAACUUUUUGAUCCACGUCUUCUCCAGUUGCAGACAUGUGAGUCAGCGUAUUAUUAUAAUAAUAAUAAUAAUUAAUUAAUUAUUAUUGUUAUUAUUAUUAUUAUUAUUAGAAGAGUAGAAAGCUACACAGGAGUUUGUUUAGAUGGCUGUUUAACCCAAGUGAAAAGAAGGCAAAGGGAAUGUUUCCAUUCCCCAUCUGUCUUAUUGGAUCACUCCUCAUCAAAGCCUGUUAAUAUGGAAACGAAGGGAUGGAUGGACUGACAAGCAAAUUGCCUUUUUUCCCCUCCUUUCCCUCACAAGACCCACCACAGCUGGGGUGAAUCAUGGUGGUUGUUUAAGUGCAUGUAGCCCCGCAAAAAUCGUUUUCCCUAUAAUCCUGUUUCACGUGUUCCUGCCGUAUCCUGCACCUCGGUCCCCCCUUAAUCUCUCAUUAAUGGGCACUUCACGGCUUUUGCGGAGGACACACUCAAGCAAGUGGCUACAGUCUGAGCUGUAUGUGUGCAUUUUGAUCUAUUGGUACAUACUGUAAAUGCAUAUAUGACUUACACACGUGGUGAGUUCUAUUUAUUUAUUGACCAGUUCAAAUAGCUGAGGGAAGCAUCUAAAUGGACGGUUGCAGAAAACAGGAAAGGAUGUCCAAUGAAAGCAAAGCAUAGCUGCGGAGGCCUUUUUGAAUGUGUCGGGGUCGAUUCAGCCUGGAAACUCUUAUCUGACAAAAUGAUUGCAAAUUAGUUAUGUGUGUUGCAUUUAGAGAGGGGUAAAUGAUGUAAUGUAUGCCUUAAAGCGCUUGAGGAAAAAAGGGAGAAUUGCCCUGUUGGACACUUUAAGGCUAGUGACCUAAUAUUUGUCCUGUCAUUAUAUUUUGUAUAUGCUAUGAAGUGUCCAACUUGACAUUUUCCCUAGAUUCAUGUCUACAGAGAUUCUUUUUGACUUCAAAGAAAAUAGAGAUGAUAUAGAGGUUAGAGGAUAUUUUUUGAUGCUUAAAGGGAAACCCCAACACAUUACGUGAUGGUGGCUUUGUGGGCAUUCCUGUUAGUAUGUACGUGCUACCUGUCAUGCCCAGGUGUAAAAUGUGGCCUUAGGUUCAAAAUGAGUUGACGAAGAACUAAAAUUACGGCUAUAUACAGUAUGCCUGGAUAGAUGCUGAGUGCAUACAGAUGCCCAAUCCGAAUAUUACACAUUAUAAAAUGGUAAAAUCAAUGUACAUUUAUUGAAUCAAUGAAUGCUUGUGUAGUUUUUGAAAAACUAACAUAGGAUAUAAUUUUGCAUUUUUAAUUAUCUUUUUGUUGCUUUAUUGUAUAGUUUGUACAGUCAUUUAAUUUCAGGAAAAACAAUUUAAUACUUCAUUUUCAUUUAACUGUAAAUAUAUUUAAAUCCAUUCAGUGAUUCAUUUCUGCCAUAGACCUAUACAUAUGAACGUUAUUACUGAUGUGUUAAUGCAUUUUAUGUUAAAUACAGGAAGCAGGUAUAAGCUUUAGUUUCAGUGCUGACAACCAUAAUGGCAGUUGGCCGUGAUGGUGGAAGGUAGGAUGAGUGGUGUGGUGUUCGGUCCUCCAGGCAGUUUGCUGUUCAUUGACAUCCUGUUCAGAGUUCACAUGGGACAGACAGAAAUAAACACAUAGUAGUGAUAAAGCCAGAGAGACAUGGGGGCUCAGGAGUAAGAGACAAAGACAGAUUCACUUUUGAUUUGGCAUUUGAUUAGCUGUAAUGUUGUGCUUUAAAAUGAGUGACAUUAAAGAGAGAAAUAAAGAAGUCUUGCUCCUUCUUUCUUUCUCUCUUUUCAGUUUUAUCUGCUUUCUCUCUCCCUGGCUGCCUCCUCCUGCCUGUAAAUACCUUCAGCAUCAGUGACACUGCUCUUCUCUCUGUGUCCAGGCUAUAUGACGUAUACGUAUGACAUUAUCAAACUACUAUGGAUGUUAAAUAACAAAGUGCUCAUGUGAUCACAAA